Molecule: messenger RNA, 222 nt
Organism: Endocarpon pusillum Z07020
Lineage: Eukaryota; Fungi; Ascomycota; Eurotiomycetes; Verrucariales; Verrucariaceae
Exons: 2
Coding region: 1-222 (73 amino acids)
Source: RefSeq, a predicted model, not a curated record
AUGGCUGAUAUCGCCACGGUUGUGGCGGAGCUGGUGCGGACGGAGGGGGAAUGGGAAUGGGACCCCGUCAGGAAUGGAGUCGUGUAUACGGCGGGCGAGAGGAUCAGUCAGGAGGAGGAAGAGGCAGACGAAGAGGAAGAGAGCGAGGUCGAGGUCGAGGUGCAAAGGCAGCUGCUUACCGUGCCGAUGGUGGAGGACGCAUUGAGGGGAGAGGCCGGAUGA